Messenger RNA from Arxiozyma heterogenica, 603 nucleotides. It is a transcript of the gene YRB1, whose product is annotated as Ran GTPase-binding protein YRB1. The transcript has a single exon. Gene Ontology annotation, cellular component: cytoplasm; nuclear pore. The record is from RefSeq and is a predicted model, not a curated record. Gene Ontology annotation, biological process: NLS-bearing protein import into nucleus. The coding region runs from base 1 to 603 and encodes 200 amino acids. Gene Ontology annotation, molecular function: GTPase activator activity. NCBI's taxonomy places the organism in Eukaryota, Fungi, Ascomycota, Saccharomycetes, Saccharomycetales, Saccharomycetaceae.
AUGUCUGACGUUACUGAAAAAAAGGAAACAACCACUACAACUACUGAAGCUAAACCUCCAACUUCUGCCGUCUUUUCUAUGUUUGGUGGUAAGAAGCAAGAAAAAAAGGAAAAAGAUGAAGGUACAGAUGAUAAACAAGAAGAAUCAAAUGACAAGAAGAAAGAUGAAGACGAAGCAGAGCCAGAUGUCCAUUUCGAACCGGUUGUUCACUUAGAAAAGGUUGAUGUAAAAACUUUGGAGGAAGAUGAAACCGUUCUUUACAAAGUCAGAGCUAAGUUAUUUAGAUUCGAUCCAGAAAACAAAGAAUGGAAGGAAAGAGGUACUGGUGACUGUAAAUUUUUACAAAAUAAAGAAACCAAAAAAGUUAGAUUAUUGAUGAGAAGAGAUAAAACUUUAAAAAUCUGUGCAAAUCAUAUGAUCGCCCCAGAAUAUGUCUUAAAACCAAACAUUGGUUCUGAUAGAUCUUGGGUUUAUACGUGUACAGCUGAUAUUGCAGAUGGUGAGCCAGAAGCAUUUACUUUUGCUAUUAGAUUUGGUAAUAAAGAAAAUGCUGAUAAUUUCAAAAAAGAAUUCGAAAAGGCUCAAGAACUAAACAAAAAAUAG